AUGGAGUCCUAUCUUUCCAAACGUUCGGCAGCUUCUCUCGAGAAGCAAAGCUUACCCUGGAGAUUUGCGCCCUCACAGACGUAUGAUGCUGAGAAGUACCCUGACGGCCUGAUUUCAUUCGGAACCGCUGAGAAUGUGAAAUUCGAAUCGCAGCAAUUCACAUAUGGCUUCAGUCUUGCGGGCGGAUCCCGCUUUCCAACAGCACUAGCAGUCCAUCUCAAUGAAUACUUGAGGCCGUACACACCCAUCACGGCCGAUCACAUCAAAGUCACCGGCUCGGCCACCCCAAUGCACGAAAUCCUUGCCUGGGGGCUGGCCGACCCAGGAGACGGAAUCAUGGCAAGCCGACCAGUAUACGGGCGAUUCGAGCUAGACUUUGGCAACAGAGCCAACGUCAGUGUCGUCUACGCUGACACCGACGCAGAAAAUGUCUUUGACGAGGACGUUGUCGACAAAUUUGAAGACGCGCUGGUCAAGUCCGAGGCCGCGGGUGUAAAGAUCAGAGCCGUCCUCAUCGUCAAUCCUCACAACCCUCUAGGAAAAUGCUAUCCCAGAAACACCCUCGUCGCUCUCAUGAAAUUCUGCCAACGCCACAACAUCCAUCUCAUAAGUGAUGAGAUCUACGCCUGCUCAACCUUCGACUCGGGCGAGCCCUCCGCCACAGAAUUCACAUCCAUCCUUGCCAUCGACCCCGAGGGCCUCAUCGACACCGAACGCCUCCACGUAACCUACGGCUUCAGCAAGGACUUUGGCUCCGCAGGCCUCCGCAUCGGCGCCAUCAUCACUCGUAGCAAGGCCGUCGAAGCAGCCAUCCGGGGAGUCAUCCGCUUCCACAACCCGGCCGGGCCCAGUCUUGCCAUUGGCGCCGCCAUGCUGGAAGACCGGAAAUGGUGCCGCGAGUUUGUGGAACUCAACCGGGACAAGUUAAAGGAAGCGUAUGGCGUUGCCACGUCGGGGUUGAAGGACAUUGGCGUGCAGUACUUGCCGGGGAGCAACGCGGGCUUCUUCUUGUGGAUUGACUUGUCGCCGUAUCUGCCGACCGACUUGGACGGCGAGCCGAAUGCCGAGUUUGCCCUGGCCAAGAAGCUGAUGGCAAAUGGGGUGUUUUUGCAUCCCAGGGAGGAACAUUCACUCAAACCGGGCUGGUUUCGGAUGGUUUAUACACAGGAUCCUGAUAUUGUAAAGGAAGGCAUUAAGAGGUAUUUCCGUCCUCUCGCUCUGCUCUGCUGGCUCGACUGA
Molecule: messenger RNA, 1239 nt
Organism: Metarhizium acridum CQMa 102
Lineage: Eukaryota; Fungi; Ascomycota; Sordariomycetes; Hypocreales; Clavicipitaceae
Source: RefSeq, a predicted model, not a curated record